Periophthalmus magnuspinnatus is the source of this 415-nucleotide messenger RNA. RefSeq names its product histone H2A-like. Gene Ontology annotation, molecular function: DNA binding; structural constituent of chromatin; protein heterodimerization activity. Gene Ontology annotation, cellular component: nucleosome. The transcript has a single exon. Bases 25 to 402 code for a protein of 125 amino acids. The record is from RefSeq and is a predicted model, not a curated record. Lineage: Eukaryota; Metazoa; Chordata; Actinopteri; Gobiiformes; Gobiidae.
UCUGAAGUCUCAAACGCGCUGAUCAUGUCUGGACGUGGAAAAGGCGCCGGUAAAGCCCGAGCUAAGGCAAAGAGCCGCUCCUCCAGAGCCGGGCUGCAGUUCCCCGUGGGCCGUGUGCACAGGCUGCUGAGGAAAGGAAACUACGCUGAGCGCGUGGGAGCCGGAGCCCCCGUGUAUCUGGCCGCAGUGCUCGAGUACUUGACUGCUGAGAUUCUGGAGUUGGCCGGAAACGCCGCCAGAGACAACAAGAAAACCCGAAUCAUCCCCCGGCACCUGCAGCUGGCCGUCCGCAACGACGAGGAGCUCAACAAACUGCUGGGAGGAGUGACCAUCGCCCAGGGAGGAGUGCUCCCCAACAUCCAGGCCGUGCUCCUGCCCAAGAAGACCGAGAAGGCCAAGUAAACAAACCACCCCC